AUUUAACAAUACAAUCUUUAGUUACAUUUUUCACGUAAAAAUGAUAGAAAAUAUGUCAGGUAAUGCAGGUCAUUGUCUUACAUUGAAAACAUUUCACAAGCCAACAUACUGUCAGCAUUGUUCAGAUUUAUUAUGGGGUAUCACAAAUCAAGGUUUACAAUGUUUAAAAUGCAAGUUUGUAACUCAUGAAAAAUGUCAAUCAGCAUUAGUUGCUCCAUGCAAUGCAACAAUUUCAUCACCUAUCCAGAUUCCUCAAGCACAUAGUCUAAAACUUUGCAACAGUUCUAAAAAAAAGUUUUGUGCAUCAUGUCGUCUUCGACUUGAGAAUCCUUGUUUUGAAUGUGAAGAUUGUGCAUACUGCAUACAUAGUCACUGUCGAAAGAGUAUCAAACAUAAUUGCAAAAUAAAAUCAUCAUUUACUUCUAUAAUCUCAAAGAAAUCUAUUAGACAAAAUCAUCAUUGGAUUGAAGAACAUCUAUCAGUUGACUUAACAUGUGAAGUUUGUGAGAAACAUUUCAGCAAUAUGGAUUCUUUUAAUGGAUUACGCUGCUCAUGGUGUCUUAACACUGUACAUUCACAUUGUAUUCAAAACAACCAAGCAUUGAGUCAAAACAACCAAGCAUGUGAUUUUGGCCCGCUUCAUAAAUUGGUUUUACCUCCUUAUUCUGUCAAACAAUUUUGUUCUGAUUGUUUGUUUUAUAAACCAGCCAAAAAUAUGGAUUGUGCUUGUUUUAUAUUUGAGAGCGAUAUGAGUAACAUGAUUAAUUGGAAGUCUGUUUCGUUUACAAAAGAUUCAAAAGUAGCAGAUGUUCUUAUUUCUGCAAUAAAAUCUUUUGAAAAAACAGAAGACAGUUCAAGUUUUUAUCUUACUGGAAUCAAUAUGCGUGAUUGUGAAAUAGACUUGCACGAAGAUGAAAUAUUCUCUAAUAUAUAUCCCGCUUCCUAUCAACAAAUAUUUUUGAGGCAUAAAUGGAUAAACAGUGUAUCCAAAAUAAAAGUGUAUGCUGGAAAUGUCAAUUCAUGGAUUUCCAGUGCAGAUGUGAUAAUAAAACCACAAUCGACCAUCAAUGAUUUGAUUGAAAAUACAUUAAAGCAGCUUUAUCUUAAGGACAAAAAGCCUGAAGAUUUUUCAGUAAUUAAAAUGAAGUUAAAACCAGAUUUGGUACAGAAUUAUUUUCAAUACAAUGAACGAAGUUAUGAUUUUGAUGAUCAGGACACUAAGUUUUUCCUUCAACCUAAAAAAGAACCCAUGUCAGAAUAUUCUCUUUUUAUUGGUAAUUUACCAACAGAUUUAUCACGCAAUAAAUAUCAACUACUUCUUUCUGAUCAGUUAGGUGGAUGGGAAAAAGAUUUGUGCAUAAAAGCUAUAUUCUCUGCUAGCGGUGCGCUUGUGAUGUCCUUUAAUUCUCUAGAAACAUUUCAAAAGUUAUCUUCAAAGAUUAAAAAUAUAACAAUUAGUGGCAGACAUUUGUUUUCAUUAUUUUUACCUGAGAUAGUGGAUGAAUGUUUGAGUCCAAAUGCAACUCCAUUGCUUGUGCUUGUUAAUUCAAAAAGUGGUGGAGGUCAAGGAGAAAAGUUGCUUACUAACUUUAAGCAACUUCUUAACCCAUAUCAAGUAGUUGACUUAUUGCAAGGAGGUCCUUUGCCUGCCUUGUAUAUGUUUCGAAAUCUUCGAGAGUUUCGAAUUCUAAUAUGUGGAGGAGAUGGUACAUUUGGAUGGGUUUUGUCUUGUUUAGAUGAGAUUUCUUCUAAUACUUUAAAAUGCAAGCAACCAGCAUCUGCGCUUCUUCCUCUUGGAACUGGUAAUGACCUUGCACGAGUGCUUAACUGGGGCGCUGGAUAUGCAGGUGAACCUCCUCUUAGUAUUCUGCAGUUGGUUGAAAAUGCUGAACCAAUAUUGUUUGACAGGUGGAGUAUUAUGUUUGACAAUCCUAGUGGUGUUCCUAUUUUAAGUAAAGAUCCUGUCAAGUAUGUUCCUAUGAACAACUAUUUCAGCAUUGGUAUUGAUGCAGAGGUGUGUUUAGAGUUUCAUGAGGCUCGGGAAGAACAUCCAGAAAAGUUUAGCAGCAGGAUACACAAUAAGGGAGUCUAUUUUAAAGCUGGAAUUCGUAAACUUGCAAAAAAUAGCAUGACAGAUUUACAGAAUAAAUUGGUUUUAAAGGUAAAUGGUAAAGAUUGUAAACUUCCCGCCAUACAAGGAUUAGCAAUUGUUAAUAUAAAUAGUUGGGGUGGAGGUUCAGAUCCUUGGGGCAAAGAUGUAGAUGAGAAAUUCAAGGUUCCGUCAUAUUCUGAUAGUAUUCUGGAGGUAGUUGGAUUUACAGGUGUUUACCAUUUAGGGAAAAUUAAAAGUGGAUUUUCUACAGGGAUUCGAAUCGCUCAGGGAACUCAAAUUGAUUUAGAGUUAAAAGCUGAUCUUCCUGUACAAGUUGAUGGAGAGCCCUGGUUGCAACAAAAGACUAGCAUACUUAUAAGACCUUUGUUAAAUCAAGUUAAAAUGCUGUUAAAGUGUAAUGAAGUCCGGCGUCGAGCAUAUACGUCAUUUACAUCUCCGAAAAAAGUUGAUUUAAAAGUCCAAUCAAGUUCUUGUUACUGAUUUAUAACUGAUUUAAAACUUCAAUUGGAAGGCUCUGCUCCUUUAGACUUCAAAUUUCUUAAAAAUACUUUGCACAAGAGAAACAGGUUUCCUUAGCAAUAUAGCAAAUAACUUAAAUACUUAGCGAUUUAAAAAAAUAAUUUCUUUCGAUAUUUACCGUUUUAAACUUUUUUUAUACGUUGUUGUUUUUUUUUUAAUUAUUUUUUAUUUUUAUUUAUUUUAUUAUUUAUUGGAAUUUAUUCUAUGAGACAGUUGUAAAUUUAUAACUAUUUCAAGUUUUCAUUAUUUGUAUUUAAGGUUACGAGUAUUAAAGUUUUAUAAGUAUUAUAACAUUUUGUUUAGUUAUUUCAUAGGAAUUUUAUAGUUGCAUAUUUUUUUGUAUUUUACUUUUUUUUUCUCACUAGAUAUAAAUUUGAAUGUUAUAAAAACAAAUGUUAAAGUAAAGAUAUGUAUAAAGCAUAAUAUUUAACUGGAAUAAUAAUAUAUUUGUUGUUAUUGUAUACGAUUAAAUGUGGUUAUAGGUAGAAUUCUGAUAAAAAAUAUUUGAUCAAAGCAUUUUUCCCCAAAUCACUUUUCUCUAUAUUUUCUAUAUAUUAUUCUUACUUUUCUCUCUCUACAUAAAUAUUUAUUUUUGUAUAAAUAUUUUGCAAAUAGUAUAGUUUCCCAUGAAUGUUGGGCCAUAUUUAUAAAUAAUAAGUAUUGAACAAGUAAUGUAUCUGUAAUUAUUUUGAAUGUAUUUUUUUUUCUGAGUGUUUAGUAAAUUUUCUUUUAUAGAUA
Molecule: messenger RNA, 3370 nt
Organism: Hydra vulgaris (swiftwater hydra)
Lineage: Eukaryota; Metazoa; Cnidaria; Hydrozoa; Anthoathecata; Hydridae
Product: diacylglycerol kinase theta
Molecular function (GO): ATP-dependent diacylglycerol kinase activity
Source: RefSeq, a predicted model, not a curated record